Messenger RNA from Thrips palmi, 3176 nucleotides. Its product is annotated as ATP-binding cassette sub-family F member 1. Gene Ontology annotation, molecular function: ATP binding; ATP hydrolysis activity. The record is from RefSeq and is a predicted model, not a curated record. NCBI's taxonomy places the organism in Eukaryota, Metazoa, Arthropoda, Insecta, Thysanoptera, Thripidae. Bases 120 to 2774 code for a protein of 884 amino acids. The transcript is spliced from 11 exons.
UCUGUCUGUCCGUCCUGUCUCCUGUCUUUUCGAACACGCACACGCGCAGCUGUUCUGCUGACUGCUCGUGUUCGAACCCAUUUUCGUAAACAACUCAACGUCAGUAGACCGUGUACACCAUGGCCCCGAAAAAGGGAAAGGGCAACAAGAAAGACCCAGACUUUGACAGCGAUGACGAGAAGCCGAAGAAGACGUCAACGAAAGGAAAGUCAAACGCCGAUGGUGAUCUGGAGCAGGUAACCUCCAAAGCCAAACAGCCACCAGCAGCUCAGAAGAAAAAGGCCAAGGGGAAAUCCAAGAAAAAUGAUGACUGGAGCGAUGAUGAUGAAAAGAUAGAGAAGCUGUCGAAACUUACACAGCUUUCUGAUGAUGAUGAAGUUUUAAAUAUCGCUCAGCCAUCAAAAAAGAAGGGAGGCAAGCAGUCGAAGAAGAAAGUUGACAGUGGCAGUGAAGAAAGUGACGAUGAAUCAGAGAAAAGUAAAACAACAUCCAAGCCUGUUCCAAAAGCAACAGUUAAGAAGAAGGGUAAGAAAGGCAAAAAAGGUGAUGACUGGAGUGACCAAAGUGAUGAGGAAAAGAAACAAAGCGAUUCCGAUGAAGAGGACAUUCCAAAACCUGCAGCGAAAAAGGGGAAAAAGGCCAAAGCAAAGGUUAAGAGCGACAAUGACAGCUUAAGUGAAGAGGAGGAGGAGGAGGAGGAAGAUGAAGAACCUGUAAAGAAACCAGCAGGUUUAACCAAGUUCAAAGGAACUUCCGCAAAGCGGUCUUCCAGUGAAGGUGAAGAAGAGGAUGAAGUAAUUUCCAGGAAGCUAUCGAAAGUAUCUUUCAAAGACGAGGAGCCUGUAAAGACCUCUGUGGUGACUGAUGAAGGGAAUGAGUCUGCUGAAGAUGGUAGUAAGACUAUGAAUGCAGAUAAAUCUGAUGAAAGUGGCAAACCAGCUGAGAAAAAAAUGACCAGCAAAGAAAAGAAGAAAUUAAAGAAAAAGAUGGAGUAUGAGAAGCAAAUGGAGGUGCUUACUACAAAAGGUGGUCAGGGUCACAGUGAUCUUAAUGAGAACUUUACAGUGUCUCAAGCUCAGAAGUCAGCAGGGCAAAUUGCAGCUCUUGAAAAUGCUGUUGAUAUCAAAGUUGAAAAUUUUAGUAUUUCUGCCAAAGGCAAUGAUUUGUUUGUGAAUGCAAAUUUGCUUAUUGCUCAUGGCAGACGUUAUGGUCUUGUUGGCCCUAAUGGUCAUGGUAAAACAACUCUACUACGGCACAUUGCUGCUCGCAAAUUUGCAAUUCCUCCCAAUAUUGACAUACUAUACUGUGAACAAGAAGUAGUUGCAGAAGACGCAAGUGCUGUUGAUGUGGUCCUGAAAGCUGAUACUAAAAGAACAGCUCUCCUGGAGGAACUAGAGAAGUUAGAAGCUUCGCCUGAAGCUGGAACUGUAUCUGGUCAAGAAAGAAUUAAAGAGAUUUAUGAUGAACUGAAAGCAAUUGGUGCUGAUUCUGCAGAACCCAAAGCACGGCGUAUUUUGGCUGGUCUUGGAUUUUCUCGUGCUAUGCAAAAUAGACCAACAAAUAGUUUUUCUGGUGGUUGGCGUAUGAGAGUUUCCCUUGCGAGGGCUCUUUAUGUUGAACCUACACUUUUGCUUCUUGAUGAACCUACAAACCAUUUGGAUCUUAAUGCUGUCAUCUGGCUUGACAAUUAUCUUCAAGGAUGGAAGAAAACUCUGCUCAUUGUUUCUCACGACCAGAGUUUCUUAGACAAUGUGUGCUCUGACAUAAUUCAUCUUGAUCAGCACAAACUCCAUUAUUAUAAGGGCAACUACUCCAUGUUCAAGAAAAUGUAUGUUCAGAAGAGGAAAGAAAUGAUUAAAGAAUAUGAAAAACAAGAAAAGAGAAUAAAGGACCUGAAAUCUCAUGGUUCUUCUAAGAAGGCUGCAGAAAAGAAGCAGAAAGAAGCUUUGACUCGUAAACAGGAAAAGGGCAGAUCAAAAAUUCAGAAGCAAGAGGAUGACAGUGGUCCAACUGAGCUCCUACAGAAGCCUAGGGAAUACAUUGUUAAGUUUUCAUUCCCUGAGCCCCCGCCUCUUCAACCUCCAAUCCUAGGACUCCACAAUGUUACUUUUGCUUACCCUGGCCAGAAGAACAUAUUCGAAGACUGCGAAUUUGGUAUAGAUUUGAGCUCAAGAGUGGCCAUAGUUGGACCAAACGGUGUGGGCAAAUCUACCUUCUUGAAACUAUUGACUGGGGAUCUGACACCACUUAAAGGAGAUGUUAAGAGGAAUCACAGAUUGCAUAUUGGUCGUUUUGAUCAGCACUCAGGAGAACAUUUGACUGCCGAAGAGACCCCUUCAGAAUAUCUGAUGAGGCUGUUUGAUCUGCCUUACGAAAAGGCCCGUAAACAGCUUGGUACAUUUGGUCUUUCCAGCCAUGCUCACACCAUUAAAAUGAAGGAUUUAUCUGGUGGCCAAAAGGCACGUGUAGCUCUGGCUGAGUUAUGCUUAAAUGCUCCAGAUGUAGUUAUUCUUGAUGAACCUACUAACAAUUUGGAUAUUGAAUCCAUUGAUGCUCUGGCUGAUGCUAUAAAUGACUAUGCUGGAGGUGUGAUAAUAGUUUCUCACGAUGAACGCCUCAUUCGAGACACUGAAUGUACUCUUUGGGUGAUAGAAGAUCAAACAAUUAAUGAAGUUGAUGGUGAUUUUGAUGAUUACCGUAAAGAGCUUCUGGAGAAACUAGGAGAAGUUGUGAACAAUCCAAGUGUUGUAGCAAAUGCUGCUUUUGAGCAGUAAAAAGAAUUUUAGAAAAAAAUAACAAUCAUUCUGUAAAUGCGUCAAGGGGCCAAAACCAAUACUGCGGGGACAAUUUUAUUCAAUUACAGACCUAAUGCUGUGAUGUAUAUUAUUUCACUUGAAUUGUGAAUUGUGCACAUAUAAGAAACUUCCAUCAUCUUCUACACUACUCCUGUUAUCUACUAAUUUUUAAAAAAAGAAGAAUCUAUUUAUUUAUUAUCUUGUAACUAUGUGUUAGGGGAAAUGAACUUUCAGGGGUAAAUAUUUGUAGAAAUAAGGUAACUUCUGAGUGUUGGUCUCCAGGUAGCAAAGAGAAUGAACCAUGCUUCAUCUUGAAAAGCAAUUUGGCUGUUCAUGUUGAAAGUUUUGCAUCUUAAAUACAUUGAAACUUGCUGCAUACUU